Boleophthalmus pectinirostris (great blue-spotted mudskipper) is the source of this 1449-nucleotide messenger RNA. RefSeq lists its product as uncharacterized. The record is from RefSeq and is a predicted model, not a curated record. NCBI's taxonomy places the organism in Eukaryota, Metazoa, Chordata, Actinopteri, Gobiiformes, Gobiidae. Gene Ontology annotation, molecular function: cysteine-type endopeptidase inhibitor activity. Gene Ontology annotation, cellular component: cytosol. The coding region runs from base 16 to 1449 and encodes 477 amino acids. The transcript is spliced from 11 exons.
UUCUUGUUUCCGACGAUGGGAGAGUCCCAACCUGCAGAUCCAGAAGUGCAGGCCCUGUGUGACUCUGUGAAGAGUGAAGUGGAGGCGAAGAGAAGAGAGAAGUAUGAGAUUUUCAAAGUCAUUUUCUACAAGAAACAAGGUGUACAUGGAUUCACCUACUAUGUCACGGUCCAUGUUGGUGGCAACAAAUAUCUGGAGCUAUGGUUAGAUGUAGAGCCUUCCCCCAACAGUAGGCCCGUCCUCCGCGGGGUUCAGACUCCCUCGCCUGUUCGUCCACAGGAGUUCAUCGUCGGAGGCAUCGGAGAGUCCCAACCUGCAAACCCAGAGGUGCAGGCCAUCUGUAACUCUGUGAAGAGAGAUGUGGAGGAGCGGAGAGGAGAGAAAUAUGAGACUUUUGAAGCCAUAUCCUACAGGACACAAACUGUAGCUGGAACCAACUACACUGUCAAGGUCCACAUUGGGCAGAACAAACAUCUGGAGCUGGUUGUGUUUGUGGGGCUGCCUCACACCAACAGUGGACCAGUCCUCCAAAGUGUUCAUGAGUCCAAAGACGACUUGGAGCAGGAAGGCGGAUUUAUAGAGCCGUUCAUAUGUUACUUUCCCCCAAGACAGUUCGAAAGGAUGAUGCCUGAAUAUCCUGAGCCUGAGCUCAUGACUGGAGGCAUCGGAAAGUCCCAACCUGCAGACCCAGAGGUGCAGGCCCUGUGUGACUCUGUGAAGAGUGAAGUGGAGGCGCAGAGAGGAGAGAAAUAUGAGACUUUCAAAGCCAUAUCCUACAAGAAACAAACUGUAUAUGGAUACAACUACUUUGUCAAGGUCCAUGUUGGAGAGGACAAACAUCUGGAGCUGUUUUUGUAUGUAGAGCCUGACCCCAACAGUCGGCCCGACCUCCGUGGGGUUAAGGAUUUCACAGAUGACCAGAUCUCCGACUUGCAGCAGGAAAUCAGGGACAUGGAGUCUUUUCCUCCACAGGAGCUCAUCGUCGGAGGCAUCGGAGAGUCCCAACCUGCAGAUCCAGGAGUGCAGGCCAUCUGUGACUCUGUGAAGAGAGAUGUGGAGGAGAAGAGAGGAGAGAAAUAUGAGACUUUUGAAGCCAUAUCCUACAGGACACAAACUGUAGCUGGAUAUAACUACUUUGUCAAGGUCCACGUUGGGCAGAACAAACAUCUGGAGCUGGUUGUGUUUGUGGGGCUGCCUCACACCAACAGUGGACCAGUCCUCCAAAGUGUUCACGAGUCCACAGAUGACCAGAUCUCUGACUUGGAGCAGGAAAGUGGAGGUGUGAGAUUUAGAAACCAACAGCCAUUCAUAUGUGAUUACGGAUUCCAAUCACCAGAAAUUAUGUCACCUGAGGAUAAACCAGUGAUAUUGUCUGGAGGCAUCGGAGCUUCCCAACCUGCAAACCCAGAGGUGCAGGCCAUCUGUGACUCUCAUGCAGGUGAAGAGUGA